UUCCCCAUUUUAGUUCCCCCUUCUAGGCAAUGUCCUAAGAAAGGGGAAGGAGGUUGAAGGUGAGUUGGGGUAGGUAGGCGAGAAAACUUAGAUCCUCUUCCCUCCCCCAGCAGCCCUGGGGCAGAGAUCCCAGGGACCCCACCCGAUCCCUCCCGAAGAGCUGGCCCAGCCCAGUCAGCUGACUUUGGGGGAAAGAAGAGGAAGGGGUGGAGCUGCCUGGCCGGCUUGUCAGCUGAGAAGCCCAGAAGUCUGCAGACAGGGCAAAGAAGAGGACAUUUAAGCCUAGGAAGAACCCUGGGCAUCUGAGGGACCUAGACUCAGGAAAGAAGAGAAGCAAGCCAGCCCACUGAACUGGCGGGACCUGGGUCACAGGGAGCCCAGCUGGGCCAGGAGCUUGGUCACCAACCUGCCUACGAUUUAAGGAAAUGCAGCCACACUGGGGCUUUUGUGGAUGGAACUUGGGGGAUCCCCCCGGGGGGUUGGCCUGGGGUCGGAGACCUCUCACAAUGAGAAAAGCCAGGCCUCUGGGGAGCAUUUGGAUGGGCUUGGCCCUGGGUAGCUUCCUGGCUCUCUACUGCUUGACUGAGGCCAGACCAGAGCCUGGCAGAGGGGACUCCCAAUGGCUACGGGAAAUCCUGCCUGGGCUUGGUGUUGAAUUUGGGCUGCAGAACAUCAGCUGCUCAGUCUGCAAGGCCCUGUUCACUGCCAUCGACAUUGGACUGAAGAUGGAACCCAAUGUGGCCCGAGUGGGACUCAUAGCCACUGUUGUGUGUAAACAGCUGAACUUGGCACCGCCCAACGUGUGCCAGUCUAUUAUCAAGCUUUAUGAGAGUGAUAUAGUGGAGAUAUGGACACACUCAGUGCUGAACCCAUCUGAAGCCUGUGGGUUGCUUCUAGGUUCUUCCUGUGGACACUGGGAUAUCUUCUCAGCCUGGAAUAUCUCCUUGCCUGCUGUGCCCAAGCCCCCACACCAUCCUCCUGCUCCCCCAGCACCUGGUGCCCCCAUCAGCCGUGUGCUCUUCCUCACAGACCUACACUGGGAUCACGACUACAUGGAGGGUGCGGAUCCUAACUGUCCUGACCCCCUGUGUUGCCGAAAAGGCUCAGGUUUGCCAUCUUCCUCCCAGCCUGGUGCAGGCUACUGGGGUGAAUACAGCAAGUGUGACCUGCCGCUGAGGACCUUAGAGAGCCUGCUAGCAGGGAUAGACGCUGCCGGCCCCUUCGACAUGGUCUACUGGACAGGAGACAUCCCUGCCCAUGAUGUCUGGAGUCAGACCCGCCCUGACCAACUACGGGCACUGACUACCAUCACCAACCUUGUCAAGAAGUACCUGGGGCCUGUGCCUGUCUAUCCAGCUGUAGGCAACCACGAGAGUACCCCAGUCAACAGCUUCCCUCCCCCCUAUGUGCAUGGGAACCACUCCUCCCGCUGGCUUUAUGAUGCUAUGGCAACAGCCUGGGAAUCUUGGCUCCCCCGAAAUGCCCUCCAUACUCUCAGGACUGGGGGGUUCUAUGCCCUCUCACCUAGGCCAGGUCUCCGUCUAAUUUCCCUCAACAUGAACUUCUGUGCCCGGGAAAACUUCUGGCUGCUCAUCAAUUCCACAGAUCCUGCAGGGCAGCUGCAAUGGCUGGUGGGAGAACUGCAGGCUGCCGAGGACCGAGGAGAGAAGGUACAUAUCAUUGGUCACAUCCCCCCUGGACACUGUCUGAAGAGCUGGAGCUGGAAUUACUAUCGAAUUGUGGGCAGGUAUGAAAGCACCAUAGCUGCUCAGUUCUUUGGUCACACCCAUGUGGAUGAGUUUGAGAUUUUCUAUGAUGAGGAAACCCUGAGCCGACCCUUGGCUGUGGCCUUCCUGGCUCCCAGUGCCACCACCUAUGUGAACCUUAACCCUGGUUAUCGAGUCUACCUAAUUGAUGGCAACUACCCAGAAAGUUCCCAUGUGGUCCUGGACCAUGAAACCUAUAUUCUGAACUUGACACUGGCCAAUGCUCCCGGGGCCACCCCCAAGUGGGAGCUCCUCUAUCGGGCCCAAGAAACCUAUGGGCUUCCUAAUGCCCUGCCAGAUGCCUGGCAUGACCUAGUAUACCGCAUGAGGGGGAAUGAAGAGCUUUUCCAGACCUUCUGGUACCUGUACCACAAGGGUCACCCUCCUGUAGAACCCUGUGAGGGUGCCUGCCGUCUUGCUACCCUCUGUGCCUUGCUCUCUGCCCGCUCAGACAGCCCUGCUCUCUGCCGCCAUCUGGUACCAGAUCUGCCCUUACCCCACACUGGACGUCUCUGGCAGAGGUUUGCAUUUUGCUAGCAAAUCAAAGUUCAGCCAGCCAGCAGGGAUCAGGAAGGAGGGAGCCCAGUGCAGUGCUGAGGGGAGGAAUGCCCAAUCUCUAGCUCUUUGAAGUAUUAAACAAAAGGAGGAGGGUUAGAUAUCUGCAUGUGCCAUAGACUCUGGUGAGCAAGGAGAGUUGAUUUCUAUUUCCCUGGAGGCAUCUCAGCACCUGAGAGACCUGUCUGGUUCGACAGGAAGGAGGAAGCAGCUAGCUCUUAGGACACAGUGUGGGCAGGAAAUUGAAGCUUCUAUGGGAGCAACACCCACCAGGAUUGCUAUUGCUCCUGCUUCCCUCAGGAUCACAGGUGCAUUGGGUAGGAAACUGGACCUGGACCUUUAGUAGCCACCCCUUCCCUUGCCCUCAAGAUGGUUCUAGAUGUCUCGAAGGUAUCAGAACCGAAGGGGCACAGACAAAGGGUUGGGACUUCCCUCUGCCUGCCGGACAGGAGUUCCUCAUCCAAGGUUGCCUAAUCCCCUGGGAUAGUUACAAUAAAUGUAUGUGACUCAGUGGUC
Molecule: messenger RNA, 2837 nt
Organism: Dromiciops gliroides (monito del monte)
Lineage: Eukaryota; Metazoa; Chordata; Mammalia; Microbiotheria; Microbiotheriidae
Gene: SMPD1
Product: sphingomyelin phosphodiesterase 1
Exons: 6
Coding region: 426-2303 (625 amino acids)
Biological process (GO): sphingomyelin catabolic process; ceramide biosynthetic process
Cellular component (GO): lysosome
Molecular function (GO): acid sphingomyelin phosphodiesterase activity
Source: RefSeq, a predicted model, not a curated record